Amborella trichopoda is the source of this 2716-nucleotide messenger RNA. Its product is annotated as ARM repeat superfamily protein. Lineage: Eukaryota; Viridiplantae; Streptophyta; Magnoliopsida; Amborellales; Amborellaceae. Gene Ontology annotation, molecular function: protein binding. The record is from RefSeq and is a predicted model, not a curated record.
UUUCAUGUCUUUCUCGUUAAAGCUCGUGUUUUUUUGUCUGGUUUUCCUUUUAAAACCGUCUGUUUUUUUUUCUUUUUUCAAACUUUUUAAUGGAGAUGAUUAGCUUGCGGGCUUGGCUUCAUCUCUCUCCUUGUUUAUUUGUUUAAUGAUUUGACCGUUUCCAUGGAGAAAUCUAUUAAGGGUGAGAUAUUUAUGAUGACAGUUGCAGAAUAGGGGUUUUUUGGGGCGGAAAUGGCGUGGGUUUUGGUUUCAGGGUUAAAAGAUCGAGCACUUUUGAUUUUUGUUUGAGCUUUCUUUUGUUCAAUCUUAAAGUCGAGGGUAAAGUUCCGUUUCCCUGUAAAUGGUUAAAGAGGAAGUGGAAGCUCUUGUUUGUUCUUGAACUGGAAAUGAUUGAGCUGCUCAGUUACUUCUUGUGAAGAAUCAGUAGAAGCAGCUCACAGAAAAAGUCCAAAUAGAGCUCCAUUGUUGUGAGAAGAAAUCAAAGAAAGUGAGCUAUUGAAAACUGGGAUCCGCUUCAGAUCGUCGAGAAUUCCAUCAGUUACUGUUACAGAAAGAAAAGACUGCUUCUCAUUGAUUUGCAUUUGAAUUGCACAGCUGCAGAAGAGGGAUCAAAGGUCUUUUACUUCCAAUUUUGGAAAGGGAGGAAGUAUCAAUUCCUAGCCUCAAAGAAACAAACCCAUCUUGUUUCAGGCGAGAAAAAGAUGGUUGAAGAAGAGAGAGAAGAAGAGGAGAGAGAGAGUGCCAUGGAUACGAAGUCCACAGAGGAUUGGCUCAGAUAUGCUGAGGAACUGGUCCCAAUAGCCAUAAAGAAGGCAACCAUGGUGAAAGUUUUCUUGGGUAAAUGGAAACUCAUAUCAUCCAAAUUGGAGCAGGUACCCCAAUGUUUAUCUUCUCUCUCUAGCCACCCCUGUUUCUGCAAAAACUCUCUGUGUAAAGAGCAGUUGCAGGCAGUCUCUGCAACUUUGCAGGAAGCCAUUGAUUUAGCGGACUCGUGUUUGGAAGAGAAAUACACAGGCAAGCUUCAGAUGCAGAGCAAUCUCGACUCUCUCCAUACGAAACUGGACUUGAAUCUCCAUGACUGUGGCUUGCUUGUAAAGACCGGACUUUUGGGUGAAGCCACUUUGCCAUCAACUGUUACAAGAUCAGGAGCAGCGGCGAGAUUGGAGGCCAUGAAAUGGAAUAUCAGAGAGCUCUUGGCUAGGCUUCAAAUUGGCCGUAUCGAGGCAAAACACAAAGCUCUUGAUAAUUUGCUAGAAGCCAUGAAAGAAGAUGAAAAGAAUGUGUUAUCGGUUUUGGGCCGAAGCAAUAUCUCUGCAAUUGUUCAAUUGUUGGGCUCUGGUUCUCAUAGGAUGAGAGAGAAAGCGGCAAUGGUGGUGUGUUAUUUGGCUGAAUCAGGGAGUUGCGAAAGUCUUUUGGUUCCUGAGGGUGCGAUUCCACCGUUAAUCCGAUUGUUAGAAUCCGGAAGUCCAAUCGGUAAAGAGAAAGCUGUGAUUACAUUACAAAGGCUUUCGAUGGCGUCUGAAACUGCUCGAUUGAUUGUUGGUCAUGGAGGAAUCCCCCCAUUAAUCGAGAUUUGCAGAAAUGGGGUCUCUGUUACUCAAGCAGCAGGAGCCGGAACUCUGAAGAAUUUAUCAGCUGUACCUGAAAUACGGCAAAAUCUAGCAGGAGAAGGGGUUAUUAAGAUUAUGUUAACCCUCUUAGACUCUGGUAUUUUGUUAGGUUCAAAGGAAUACGCUGCCGAAUGCUUGCAAAAUCUAACAGCCAGCAACGAGAGUUUGAGGAGAUCGUUGGUUGCAGAAGGGGGGAUUCAGCAGCUGCUAAGGUACCUCGAUGGCCCAUUGCCCCAAGAAUCUGGAGUUGGGGCGCUGAGAAAUUUGGUGGGUUCGGUCGCUAUCGAGGCUCUUCUCUCUCUAGGCCUUCUUCCUCGACUGGUUCAUGUUCUCAAAGCUGGGUCUUUAGGGGCUCAACAGGCUGCAGCUUCAGUGGUUUCGAGGGUGUGUAAUUCUAGAGAGAUGAGGAAGUUAGUGGGAGAAAGUGGGAUCCUUCCUCUUCUUGUGAAGAUGUUAGAGGCCAAGACAAAUUCGGCUCGAGAAGUUGCAGCUCAGGCUCUUUCAAAUUUGUUGGUUUGUCCUCAAAAUUGCAGAGAGAUGAGGAAGAGCGAGAAAGGGGUGCCAAGCCUGGUCCAGUUGCUCGAUCCGGGGCCUCAAAAUUCAGCUAAAAAGUACGCGGUUUCGUGUCUCGGAUACCUCUCUAGCAGCAAGAAGUGCAGGAAGUUAAUGGUCUCCUAUGGAGCAAUUGGGUAUCUGAAGAAGCUCUGUGAAAUGGAGGUUCCUGGUGCCAAGAAGCUCCUUGAGCGUCUAGAGAGAGGAAAGUUGAGAAGCAUCUUCAGCAAAAGGUAGAUUAGAUGCAGAUUCCUCUCUCUCUCGACAAUGUAUGUAUAUACGAUUGUACCUGGAUAUGCCUUUUGGGUAAUCUUAAGAAUGCUUGUAUGAGAUAGAGGUUCUAUAUACCGAGAACCUUCUUGGAAUUUCAGAGAGCAGAAAGUUAGGGAGGUAGAAGUUGGGUUUUCUCUCACUAAACUUAUGUUUUAGUUUCAUUGGCUCUAUGAAACACUACUCUAUUGUAAACAUGGAGUACCUUGAUCUUGGUGUAAAAUCUAUGAGGGUUAAAACUCUCCAAGUUCUAUAUAAUAUUUUAUCUUUUGCUUUUGGCACCA